This is a messenger RNA of Rhinolophus ferrumequinum (greater horseshoe bat), 2192 nucleotides long. It is a transcript of the gene SDCBP, whose product is annotated as syndecan binding protein. Gene Ontology annotation, molecular function: syndecan binding. The record is from RefSeq and is a predicted model, not a curated record. Lineage: Eukaryota; Metazoa; Chordata; Mammalia; Chiroptera; Rhinolophidae. Gene Ontology annotation, biological process: positive regulation of transforming growth factor beta receptor signaling pathway. Bases 156 to 1052 code for a protein of 298 amino acids. Gene Ontology annotation, cellular component: cytoplasm; plasma membrane. The transcript is spliced from 9 exons.
GCGGGUGGACGGCGGGGGUGGUUCCGUGACGCGACUCGAGGGCGGUCUUCGGGCGCCCGCCGCUUUCCUCCCUUCGGGUCUCGGAAGUCCGUGCCAGUGACCGGAGGCGGCGGUGGCAGGAGCUGGUUUCCGCGGCCUAGAAAAAUCUUGCAAAAAUGUCUCUGUACCCAUCUCUUGAAGACCUGAAGGUAGACAAAGUAAUUCAGGCUCAAAGUGCCUUUUCUGCAAACCCUGCCAACGCAGCAAUUUUGUCUGAAGCUUCUGCUCCCAUCUUUCAAGAUGGAAAUCUCUAUCCUAAAUUGUAUCCGGAGCUCUCUCAGUACAUGGGCUUGAGUUUAAAUGAAGAGGAGAUACAUGCAAAUAUGGCCAUGGUCCCUGGAGCACCAACUCAGGGGCAGUUGGUAGCAAGAUCUUCCAGUAUGAACUACAUGGUGGCUCCUGUAACUGGUAAUGAUGUUGGAAUUCGUAGAGCAGAAAUUAAGCAAGGGAUUCGUGAAGUCAUUUUGUGUAAGGAUCAAGAUGGAAAAAUUGGGCUCAGGCUGAAAUCUGUAGAUAAUGGUAUAUUUGUCCAGCUAGUCCAGGCAAAUUCUCCAGCCUCGUUGGUUGGUCUGAGAUUCGGGGACCAAGUGCUCCAGAUCAAUGGGGAGAACUGUGCAGGCUGGAGCUCUGAUAAAGCACACAAGGUGCUCAAACAGGCUUUUGGAGAGAAGAUUACUAUGACAAUUCGUGACAGGCCCUUUGAACGAACAAUUACUAUGCAUAAGGAUAGUACUGGACACGUUGGUUUUAUCUUUAAAAAUGGAAAAAUAACAUCCAUAGUGAAAGAUAGUUCUGCAGCCAGAAACGGUCUUCUCACAGAACAUAACAUCUGUGAAAUCAAUGGACAGAAUGUCAUUGGGUUGAAGGACUCUCAAAUUGCAGACAUAUUGUCAACAUCUGGGACUGUAAUUACUAUUACAAUCAUGCCUGCUUUUAUCUUUGAACAUGUUAUUAAGCGGAUGGCACCAAGCAUUAUAAAAAGCCUGAUGGACCACACCAUUCCUGAGGUUUAAAAGUCAUGGCACAAUGGAAACUUCGCUGAACUUCUCCAGUUUACUUCUUUGGCAACUUAACUUUAUAUUAUGCACAUGAAGCUUUCUAGGAGCCAGAGAGCAUAUGCUGCAUGAGGACCUUCUAGCUCACAUUAUGGCUGGGGAUCUCUGUUUGAUCUGAUACCUUGUUCAGACUUCAAGAUAGUUAUAGCCUUAUCCUGGUUUUACAGAUGUGAAACUUUGAAAAGAUUUACUGACUUUCAUAGAAUAGUUUCUUUACUGGCAACCUGAUGCUUUUAUAAGCCAUUAUCAUUAGAAUGACUGAUGCAGGCUUAGCUUUCUUAGAACUUUUAUCGUAGGUAUCAAGUAAUGCUGUUCAUAUUACUUUAGUUUAUUUGCAUUUUUACUGUUAACCAUAGUAUAUUUAGAAUGAUGGCUUUUGAUAGUUUUUUUUUUUUAGUGUGUGUGUGUGUGUGUGUGUGUGUGUGUGUGUGUGUGUGUAUAGUGCAUCUGUAAAACACCAAUUAAAUAACACUGGUUUCAUUCCAUGCAAGCAUUACACAGUGUAUUUAGGUUGCAAGAUAUUGUGUUGAUUAUUAAAAUUUAACUACCUUCAAUUAAUAUGCUUGAACUGUCGCCUUAACUAUGUUAAGCAUCUAGAAUAAAAGCCAAAAUAUAACUAUAGCUGCCUUCUGAAACCCAAAAUGCAGUUCUAUACUAAACUGAAAUGUACACUAGCCCAGAAUAAUUUAAUGAUACAUACUGAGCUAUAGCAUCGCUGCUUAGUUAGUUACAUUUGAGAUUCUCUAGUCAUUGUGUAACGGAAACUUCUUUCUUCUAAAAGUUACUGGUAUCAUUUUCUGAAAAGUGAACUACUAUAUUUAAUGUAAAAAUUCUUAUACUAUAAGUGGGAUAAACUUUUGACUCCCUUGUUUCAUUUGUAGAUUAAGUGGCAUAAUACCUAAUUUUGAUAUUUCACUCUUACCAGUAUGUAACCUAGCUACUUUGAGAUGGUCUUAGAAUGUUGUCCUGGUAAUUGGUUCCAUUUCCUGACUCCUCCCUGCAAACAAAAUGGCAUUGACACUUUAUCCUGCCUUUUUUUCUUUGUGGUUUAUGCCUACUCUAAUUAAAUAUGUAUAAAUAAAGUUAAAUUUUAGUCUG